UAUAUCCAUCUGAUGAAAUCAGAUUUUUUAUUUUUAUUUUUGAAAAAUGAUUUCAUAAUCAUUUUGUUGCUUUAGUUGGGUGUGUCGAUCGGGACACUCACGAGUUUAAGCCCGGGGGCACCGAUGCAAUACAUGACGGACUUGGGAAAGAUUUACAAAACCUUCGUGAAGUAAAAAAUGGCAAUUUCCUUGUUGAAGCCAGUAGUUGCCUGUGUGCUAAUAAUAACCUUUAGCUUUGAAUCAUCAACUGUUUCCGGUGGUUCGUUGGGUUCAUGUGAAGGACUAAGAGUUGACAGGCUGGAAAAAGGUGAAUUUAUGACAGCCAGCAAAUGCAUUUCAUUAUUUGGCACAUGCUGCGGUACCGAACCUGCCAUUGACAAAGCUAACGAAGACCCAAGAAAGAUGAAAUCCAGUGCUCUGUGCUACACUUGCUAUAACAGCAACAUCAGCGUAAAAUGCACCGACGAUUUGUUGAAAACUGAAGACAGUCUGGGGGCUGAAUCCUGCCAGAGGCUUGGCGGUGUAUGCUGUGAUGCAACGUCGAACGGUGGUUCGGCUUUUAAUGCUGAAGAAUAUUUGUAUAAUCAUGGAUCACAAACGUGCAAUUAUUGCUACAGCGGAAUUCCUCAAGUAAGCGGCUGAGACAACAAAUGUUAUUAUUGAAUGGCGAUUUAUUUAUGCAUUUCUUGAGAUAUUUAAUUCAGUAAUAUUUAUUUAAAGUUUUAAAUAAAUUUAUAACGCAAUGUUUCAUGGUCUGCAACUCAAAAUCUCAUCAUCUCCGAUUGAAUGAAUUCAUUGGUGAACCUCAAACCUCAACAACGUAGUCAAUUGGUUUGAUGAUCUCAUUUUCCUAUCAGUUUGCUGGUGAGUUGACCCAAUAUUGAAUCUAUUAGCAUGCCCUUGUAUUGACCGGAAACAACUGUAAUUGUUUCUGAAGUGGCUCGGGUAAAAAUAGUAUACCGGUCAAGGUUUUCACAAGGCCUGAACCGUCAACGUUCUUGUGUCGAAAUUCACACUUUAGUCCAUAUAGUGUUACUUUUUGUUUGAUACUGGCCACUGUUUGUUGGAGUGUCACCAGGGAAUAACUUCGGUUAUUAAUGAUUAUUGCAUUGUCUGUCCUGGUUACCCAGACGAAGGACUUGGGAAACUCACCGGCUCCGCGGAAAACGGAAGUGUAAUGCAUUCUCAAAGACCUGAGUUUUGCGUGCUCUGAAACUGACAUAUUUUUGCCAUAUCUGUCUGUAGAGAGGUCAAGGUUUCCUCAUUUAUGAGUGUAACAGCCACACCCUUUUUCUCAAUCCAAAGAGAAAACACCAGAAGUUUUCGUGACGAUGUAUCAAUAAAAGCCGGCAAUAACGCGAGAAGGAAGGUUGAGGAGGAGACGGGAACCAGACGUCACUUUAGUGAUCCAGUCAUCCAGCCCGUGAGGACCGUGACUCCGUGCGCUAACCCAGUGCAUUGUUGGGACAAAAUUGAAUUCUGUGCGCCCAUUAAGAAAAUUCAAUUCAGAAAAAUCGAUGUAAACAUCACGCCGCAUUACGCAAUUAUUGCAGAGUAAAAGUAAAAGUGCAGUGGGGGAGUCGGAGAUUUGGAAACCUGAAAACUCUCGACUCAAGGUCAACGCCGUGAGUAAAUCUUAAAAAAAAAGGCAUCACUUUUUUUUUCAAAUCAAUAGAAAAGGUAGCCUUGAUUGGCUACAACUACAUGUUAGCUGAAAGACGAAAUCGUGAACAAAAGAAGUGAAGUGUGUAUAUCUGCAAGGUCAGCAGUGUGGCAAACCGGUUGUUCUCUUUGUAUUUGUCUUCAGUUGGAAAAAGGUAUACAGCCGAACAAGAAUUCAACUUUGAAAGUCCAUCAGCGCACAACAGCAAAAGCGCACAUCAACAGUUAAUCACAGCGAACGAAAUCUGCUUCCUUGAUUUCACGUGUUUUUCGUUUUACGUCGUUUCAAAUUCUUAAUUUUCGUUGUUCCAUCUGUGCAACGUAUCUUCUGCAGCACAUCAUGGCAAAAGA
Daphnia pulicaria is the source of this 2013-nucleotide messenger RNA. RefSeq lists its product as uncharacterized. NCBI's taxonomy places the organism in Eukaryota, Metazoa, Arthropoda, Branchiopoda, Diplostraca, Daphniidae. The transcript has 6 exons. The record is from RefSeq and is a predicted model, not a curated record. Bases 178 to 642 code for a protein of 154 amino acids.